Acanthopagrus latus (yellowfin seabream) is the source of this 3101-nucleotide messenger RNA. RefSeq names its product ornithine decarboxylase antizyme 2a (gene oaz2a). Gene Ontology annotation, molecular function: ornithine decarboxylase inhibitor activity. The record is from RefSeq and is a predicted model, not a curated record. Gene Ontology annotation, biological process: positive regulation of protein catabolic process. Gene Ontology annotation, cellular component: nucleus; cytoplasm. Lineage: Eukaryota; Metazoa; Chordata; Actinopteri; Spariformes; Sparidae.
AGACCGCAGAGUUCCUGCUGUAAGACGACGAGAGCAAGACAAGCGCAUCUCUCUCACGAACAGUCGCGCUAGAGACUUUUGCUGCAUCGAGGUUUCGUCUUUAUUUACGGAUGGUGAACUUGUCUGUGGAGUUUUUAUCCAAUAGCAAUCAUUUUAGUUGUGAAAAAGGAUCUAAAGACCCGUGUUUCCUCGAAACUAUCAUGCUGAACACCGAGGAAAGUUCCUGGUUAGCUGGACCUCGGCUGCCCUGCUCCCUCCCUCAGUCUCCGGGGCCUCUGUGGUGCUCCGAUGCCCCUCACCCACAACUGAAGAUCCCGGGUGGGCGAGGGACUGUGAGGGAUCACUCUCUCGGCGUGCUACUACACAAGGAUGAGAAGUUAACAGUAACACAGGCUGCUCCAGUGAGUGGGAACCCCUCUUUUCUCCGCUUCCACUACCAGCUGAAUGAGCGCCGUGCCGCCUUCUGGGAUACGGCUCUAUCAGAAGACAGCCUUUUCCUAGAGAUCGCUGCAGGGCCGCUGGCGGAGGGGAGCAAGGAGGGGCUAACUGCUCUGCUUGAGUUUGCGGAAGAGAAGCUCAAAGUUAACUACGUGUUCCUGUGGUUCCAUAAAAACAGAGAGGAUCGAUUGUCCAUCAUCAAGACGUUCCACUACAUGGGCUUUGAGAUGGUGAAGCCAGGUAACCCCAUGGUACCGGCCCGGCCCGAUCUGGCCUUCAUGGUUUACUCUCUGGACAACAGCAGCUCAGACGAGGAGUGAUUGUCACACACUCCCUCACCCACCCUUACUCCCCUCCUUCCCCUCCCUUCCUCCCCCACGCCUUCUAUCCAUCUUCUUCCUCAAGAAAUCAACUCUAGCUCUGACACAGACCCUUCUUUCCUCUCUGAAAUCCUUCUUCGCUGACUGGGAGGUGUCACUUUUUUAUGGACUUGUGAUUUAAGGGGAACAGUAGGAUUUCCAUGUGAUGCAGACUCCCCCGCCUCCCCCUUUUCCCUUCCCCGAGGAUAACUACAGGGAGCGGCAUAGCUUGAAAUAAUACAUCACAUGCAUUGUGGGAUUAAAAAAAAAAAAAUAAAAAAUAAAAAAAAAGAAAUUGUGUACUUAGUGGGUCCUCUGUUGGCCACAUUGUUUGUGCUGGCAUCAACAAGACAAACAACUGUUGACAUUCAGGAAAAGGUGGUGUUUUACAUUAAAAUUCAGCAUAUCUCUCCUCUGACAGCUUCAACCUUUUGCAAGGAAAGAGACCUUGGUCUGUCUUCAUUUGCUGUAUAGCAUGCAAGUGGUGUUUGUAGGGCUAAAGAAUAAAGAGGGAAUUAUGGGUUUGGUAUGGUCAAUGAAAUGUUGAUUUGCUUUUUGAUUUUAGAUGGGAUAAAGCCCGAUGUGUUGCUUUUUAACAUUAAAGCAUAUGUAAACAUUUCUUUACACUUCUUCCUGAUAUAUGUUAAGGCAUCAUUCCAGCACGUCACACGUUUGUUUUUUUUGCUCCUAUCCACCCAAAACGAUCACCUCACAAAUGUGGAAACCCUUUUGGUCUGUGCGGACGUGUCAAGGUUAAGAAGCAGCCUGUAUGUCGAAAGUCACAACAGCGUGGCUGCCAGCUCAAUGAGACACGCACCUUCGCUCCUCCACCUUCGCUCUGCAGUAAUCAGCCUGUCAAGCUGACGGUGUGAGUCACUGAUGAGCUUGAGGACUGCAGCCUCACUGUUGUUUCACUUUGCACGUCACACAGAAAGAAACACUUAAAGUUGUUUUUGUUUUGUUUUUUUUUUAGAGAUCAUAAGCUGAAUAAUUGUGAGAUGGUUUUAAAGAAACUCCCCUUCACUGUUACUUUGCAUUAAAAUGUACACAUGAUGAUUAAAUCUAGUGAAGCUUUAGCCCCAGUUUGUGCUCCUCAUGUACUGGUGUUAAAUUCAAGUCAAGCUAAGUGUUUGUUAGAAAUAAAUAACUGGCGAUUUGUAAUAAAAACAAAAGUUUAUUAACUUUUAUCUUCGUUCUGAAGUUGUUUAUAAAAUCUCAAUUUAUGCUCAAAAAAUGCUCAAAUUUAUAUCCAAAUUGCCUGAAAAGAAAGAAAAACAUGUUAUUUUAUGGACAAAUGAGAACAAGGCUGACAAAUAUAACUGAUAACAUCACUUUUUUAAUUGCACGUAAUGUAAAUUCUGGCUUCUAUCGUUUUCCAGAUCAGGAAAAAGAAAUGCAAACUGGAAACAUUCAGCGGCAAACAGUAUUUUUCCAUCCAGAUGGUUCUGGAAAUGGUUUUUAAACCAGUUUUGAGUUUUGUUAAACCUGUGAAUUGAAUAAUGUUGAUACAUGAGAGGUAGAAACUGACCGGUGAAGCUUUGUCCAGCCCUGUAGAGUCAUCAGUAUCGCUAUUCCCAAACCAGUUGAAUGCUCGAUGGAAACGAGGCUUUUUGUGCCUAAAGAGGAGAGUGCAAUGUUAAUAUUUUUUACUCGCGAGUCUUAUUGAGGAAUGUGCCCAUUUCAGACUCAGACCCACGCUAUGUAAGAUGAUCUCAUUGUUGGGGUACAGCAGGAGCACUUCGGGUGAUUAUGCAAUUAGAGUAAUAACGCAGGAGGAAUCCUGUGCAGGUUUGUUUUUUUUUUUCUUUUUUAAUCAGUUUUGUGGUUCUUAGUACUUUGAACAAAAAAACGCCAAAGAAUCCAUUCUGUCUGUAAACAUGCUGUUGAUUCAAAUCACCUUGCUUUUCCAAAUUUAAACCUGGUAUGUAAAGCAAUAUAAACCUACAUUCCCCAUGCCAGCCAUACUACCUGUUACACCUCAGAGAGACGUGAUAGUAGUCUGUUCCAUGUUGGUGUUGGGAUGGGGUGGGCGCCUUUUUUCUUCUGCAUGUGUUCAGAUCAUAUGAGUCUUCGUUGCUACUGAUUGAGCCCUGACUAUAAGCUGUUAGGAAAUGUCAAUAUAUUAAUUUUCUCAGAGGUAUAUUUUUAUGUAUGUAUAUUUCUCAAAUGUUUACUGUGAUAGUUUAGGGAUUUAUUUUUUGUUCUCGGUGACUAGUUAGCAAGCAUUCGAUGACAAUCCACACUUGUAUACUCUGGAAAUUUCUGUCUUUGGGAAAAACGAUUAAAAUUUGUUAUCUAAAUGGG